AAAUAUAUUAUUUAUAUUCUCCAGUUGUAAAAUUAAAAUUUUCUCAAUACAAAAUGGUGUGCAAGCAACAAUGGGGAACAGGAGUUCGGCACAUACAAAUCCUCCUCCUUUUCCUGUGCCUGACAACAGGAACCAUUCUCUCCUCAAGUCAUGUAAUCGCCGUACAACUUGCCAGAGAAACAGAAGCAGACUCGUCGACAUAUUUUGAAGAUACUUUUAAAGUAGAGAUGGAGAAAAAAACAUUAGAUGAUAUUAUUUCCUUGGAAUUCAUGUCCUUCUAUGUGUUUUUCAUAUCUAGAUUUCUUUCUGGGAUUAUAUGCUGUAAAGUGAACAAUAAGGUCUAUCUUAUGUUAAUCAUGUUAUUGUACUCAAUACAAUCUUACUCUCUACCUUCGUUUGCUGAAACAAGUGGUUGGUCAUCUAUGAUCUCUAUGAGGAUCCUCGUCGGAAUAUUAGAUGGAUUGCUUAUGCCAGUUAUAUUACAAAUUGCGACAAGAUGGCGUCCAUUCCCUGAGUAUUCAAGAUGCAUUGCUACCCUAUCUUUAGGACCAUUUUGUGGAAAGCUAAUAGUUACAGCUUUAAUAUCAUUUAUAGGAAGAAGCAUUGGUGGGUGGUCAAGUGUGUUCUAUAUUUCAGGUAACCUUGGGAUACUCUGGGUUGUAGCAUGGUUUACCUUUGGGGCUGAUGAGCCUCGAUCCUGUUUUUAUGUUUCCACUGAGGAAGAACUCUUAAUCUCUCGGCUAACCACUGAAGUCAGCACUCUAUAUUGGGAUACACCAAUCCCUUGGAAGGGACUCUUCAAAAGUAAGUCUAUGUACGUAGCAAUAGCCAUGGAAUUAAUGACUGCUUGGACAACUGUGUUUAUAACCGAAUCUUCUUAUAUGUCGAUCUACAUGAAAGAAGUGCAGGGGUACAGUGAAGAUAACGUCGGAAUUGCAUUUAACUAUAUGUCCAUGAUAGUACUUACUCCAAUACUUUGUGCCAUUUCUAUGCUUUGCGAUUGGAUUAUUGGAAAAGAAAUGUAUCCGGUAAUCCAUCAAAGAAAAACUUGUUCUUCAAUAGGCCUUUGGGGAUCUGCAAUAUGCAUUGUUUUCAUCGGCUAUGCUGAGAAUUCAAGAUUUAUAUUAUUUACCUAUUAUCUUUACUUGGCAAUGCAGUCGUUUGUGUUUGUCAGCUAUUCACUUUUGCCAUUUGACGUUGCGCCUAAUUUUUCUGGACUCAUCAAUGCUAUUUCAACUUCGGUUGGAAGUAUUCCAAUCAUGUUUCUUCCAAGUUUUGUCAAACUUAUUGUCAUACAAUAUAAUCAAGAUGUCCUAUGGAAUUACAUGUUUUAUUUGGCCAGUUUGUCAUAUUUCUCUGCAAACUUCAUCUAUACUAUUUUGUAUGAAGGGAAACUAGAAGAAUUCAACAAUAUCAAGCAUAAAGAUGUUCGAUCUCAUUCAUCCAAAUCUACAUAUCAUGAGGAGGGCAUAAAAUGGAUAAUUUCAGAAUGAAAAAGCUUGAAUUAAUAAUUUGUAAAUAAAUAUACACAUUUUCAAAGUUGUCCUUAUAUGUGCAAAAGGAUACAAAUGAGCAGUAUAUCCCUUAAUUUCACAGCAUGUUUCAGUCAAAAUAUAAUGAGAAGUGCAAAUUAUAUUUACAAUGGUUUUAAGGGGGAGGGAGCGUCGGAGGCCGCAAAGGUUUAGACAUUGUCAAGGCGCUGAUAACUGUAAGGUAAAGGUCCAGGUUCGAAUCCAGUGGCCCUGCAUUCAAACCCAACAUACUUCUAAGUUCUAAAUAGGCUUUGUACGAGGGUUCAAAUAACCUCAUUAAAAAAAUUCGUUGAAGGGAGCAAUGGAGUUAUUUAAAGGCUCUGUAAUAUUAUUGAAAUUAUGAGUGUUGUGAGAUGAAGCAUAGGAACUUUAUUUUUUAAUUAGUGAUGAAAUACAUAGUCCCUAUGUCAAAAAAUGGAUCUAUCAGGAGUGGCAGCCCCUUUCUUUGUUUUCAUCUACUCCUGCGAAUCCUGGGACCCAGUUAAGUGUAUAUUUUGUCUUGUGCACUUAAUCUGUUUAGUUUUGAAAUUCAGCACAAUCCAAUAGCUAAUAAUGUUCGCGUUUUCUGUUACGAUUACAAAUAUGCUGUUAUAUAACAUGGAGUGCUUGCUCUCUAUGAGGAGCCAAGAAAUCUUUGGAUAUGUGAAUAUUUGUCAUUAAUUUUUUUUUCCUAACGGUGCUUGAAAUUUGUUUUUAC
Messenger RNA from Cimex lectularius (bed bug), 2229 nucleotides. Its product is annotated as vesicular glutamate transporter 1-like. Gene Ontology annotation, molecular function: transmembrane transporter activity. The transcript has 10 exons. The coding region runs from base 54 to 1493 and encodes 479 amino acids. NCBI's taxonomy places the organism in Eukaryota, Metazoa, Arthropoda, Insecta, Hemiptera, Cimicidae. The record is from RefSeq and is a predicted model, not a curated record. Gene Ontology annotation, biological process: monoatomic anion transport; transmembrane transport. Gene Ontology annotation, cellular component: plasma membrane.